AUGGAGGCGAGGCUGGUCAGAACCCUGGUCAGCCAGUGCAAGAUGGAGGGUAUCGGGCAGCAGCCGCUGGGACGUGGAAAUACCCGAAAUACCGGUCCAAAACAAGGGCUUGAUGGGCCUGGAGAGGGAAUGGACGGCGGUAUCAUGGCACUCACACCCGGAGAGAUAUUUGAAAAGGGCAUCGAUGUCAUUUCCGCUCGGAAGGCCGCGACCGACGAUCCGCGACUCAUCCAAGAGCACGAGCAAAGAUUCUAG
Messenger RNA from Penicillium atrosanguineum, 255 nucleotides. RefSeq lists its product as uncharacterized. The transcript has 2 exons. The record is from RefSeq and is a predicted model, not a curated record. Lineage: Eukaryota; Fungi; Ascomycota; Eurotiomycetes; Eurotiales; Aspergillaceae. The coding region runs from base 1 to 255 and encodes 84 amino acids.